This is a messenger RNA of Theobroma umbraticum, 1050 nucleotides long. The record is from RefSeq and is a predicted model, not a curated record. Lineage: Eukaryota; Viridiplantae; Streptophyta; Magnoliopsida; Malvales; Malvaceae.
AUGGAAGUGGCCGGAGUUUUGAUCCAAGCUUUUUCUUUGCAGUCAAAGGACACCAUGAAAACAUGCUUUAUUUGGCUUCUAAGGGCGGGAUGGGUAGCCGGGACUCUCCCUUUCCUCAUCACUUCACUCCCUUGUUCACGUCUCGGUUCAUUUCAUGCCCUUUUACUUGGAUUUGCCAAGAGGGGCAAGAUUAUGCCAUCUUCUUCAUCCCACAAGUUGACAGUUCCUCAAAGUUUCUUUCUACAUUUUUAUUCGUUGGCUGUGGUUUGGACAGCAGUGUUGUUAAUGGGAACUUGGUGGUUGGCAGACAAAGUUGCUCCUUUAAGUCACUUAACUGGAGGUGGGUCUCAUGUUUUUUCCUUGCACAAGUCUGGGUUUACCUCUGCGGAAGACAGAUUCAAAGUCUGGAAGUCUGUGUUCACGCUGUUGUUGAUGGAAAUUCAAGUCCUGAGGCGCCUUUAUGAGACCCUUUUUGUUUUCAACUACAGCUCUUCUGCACGAUUGCACUUUGUUGGAUACGUCACUGGCAUUUGCUAUUACAUAGCAGCACCUCUGUCACUCUCUGCAUUUUGUGCGGCUGAUCAAGUGGCUGAAUUCAAUGUCGAAGGCCAAGAAAUGGUGUCAAUUACAGGUUUUGAUUUGUGGGGAUAUGUCAAGCCUAUCACAAGGCUUGGAUGGUGCCAAUGGGCUGGUGCUGCUAUAUUUGCUUGUGGAUGGUUGUAUCAAUACUCUUGUCAUGCAAUUCUUGGUUCACUUAGAGGACAUAGAUCAGAUCAAACUGUUGAAUAUGUGACUCCACGUGGUGAUUGGUGCAACAUCGUCUCAAGCCCACACUAUCUGGCUGAGAUGAUAAUCUAUGUCGGUCUAUUGGUAGCCAGUGGAGGAACUGACUUCACUGUAUGGCUACUCCUUGGAUUUGUGGUGGCUAAUCUUGCAUUCGCCGCAGCAGAAACUCACCGCUUGUACCUCCACAAGUUUGAGGACUAUCCACCUGACCGCUGGGCCAUUCUUCCAUUUGUUUACUGGUCGAUCAUUAAAUUUUACAUGUAA